AUGGCUUUACAACUCAAACCAAGAAAUAUCGUGGAGGACGAGGUGGAGAACUGGGAUGACGACGACUUCAUGAUCGACACCGACGAUCUGUCUUUUCGAAGUGGCUCGACAACUCAUGCAUCAAGCCGCCCAGGAAGACGAGACAGCCACACAUCAUUUCGCUCAGACAGGGACUCGUUAUUUGGAGAUGAGGACAGGCAAGUCCAUUUAGCCGGAGAGGAUGAAAAGUCGACCAUGGAUGCCAUAUUCGCCGUCCAACACGCUGGGAUUCCUAUCCCGCAAAAUGUGCCACCAUCGGCAUUGAUGGGAGGUACAAUAAAAAGACUGGGGGGCAGAAAAGUCAAGAAGAUCAUCCACGAAGAUUGGGGUGAUGAAAUCGAGCUACCAAAGGCCGGCACUGCUCUCCGCAUCAAGCCUCAAGAUCCAUCACAAUUUCCGGAAACUCUUCGUCAAGUUAGUGGCUCCUCGACGACAAGUCCCUUAAAGUUGAUGAAGUCGGCUGUUAUCUAUAGAUCUCCGAAGAAGGAAAACCUACAGGAGAAUAUUCUGCCUACAUCAUCGCCGGCAUCGACGUUGGAUAGAUUCCGGGACAACGAUGAUGAUGAUGAUGUCUUUGGGGAUGGUGGUGAGACUAUCAAAGCUCCUAGAUUCCAACAACCGCCCCGGCUCCCCGCUUCUUACAACCCUCUCUCCCUCAUUACGCCACCCACGCCUCGAAAGAAGGAAGAAGAAGACGAUUUUGAGCUCCACCUCGAGUUGCCGCCGCAUGGGACGCUCCAGCUUAGUAGCCGAAGAGAGAUUCCCAGGACACCCAGUGUAAAAACUGAAGACGACUUUGAUUGGGGCGAAGGUAGCCUAGGAACUAGAUUUGGGGGAACCCGCAGAGAAGUUUUCUCUACGCGUAGCUCGAAUGCUUCUGCAAUGAGCCCAAGUAUAGCGAGCUCCAUUACAGCUGAAAGUGAGGACGAUGCCCUGGAUGGCCUGAUCCUGCCAAUCGGCCCUCUGGAUCUCAACGAGAGGUUGAGGCUACGAAAGCAGAGCGCAUCACCCGAACGUCCCCCUUCAGCAGGCAAAAGCAUCGAGUCCUCCAGGAACAUGCCCGAAACUCCCAUCGCAGAGAAAGAAGACGACCUAGAAGGUCUCGACUUUGAGGAUGGAGACGUCUUCAGUUCCGGUAAAUUAAGCUUACAUCGGAAUGUGAAAGUCAAGGAGACUCGGCAGACCAGCCCAGCGCGACCCAAGGCUUCGAUUUCCGUGACUAUCUCCAACAAACCGUCCACUGCGCAGCCGUCACGCCUGCCACGUCCGGCGGGAGGCCACCAUGAACGUUCGCAUACCCAAUCUUCCCUUGAAACCGUAUCGGAGAGUGGCGGCCCGAUUCCCUACCGGCCAUCCAGGAGAUCGCAGUCCCGACUUGGUGGCCACUCUGCUACCUCCUCAACUUCUAGUAUAGUCUCUCCUGCAACACCAUCUUCAGCGUCCUCGUUCCAGCCCUCGACACCGAGGAGAAGAGAACUAGGUUCAAAGACCUCACUUGGCGCUCUUAGGAAUGAGUCGUCGACAACGACGAACGCUCAGCUUCUCCGAUUUAAAAGGUCUCUCCCAGCGAUCAAGUCAAGCGAUUCCCCGGUGCGGCCUGGAAGUUCGCGUUUUGAACGACCAACAUCCCUGACCGAGAUCCAUCGAUCGCAAUUUUCACAGCCUUUCAGACCAAAGACCCCAGUCGAUCGUACUCAGGGCGCACCAUCGUACCAGGGAAGUGCAGCUCAAGCGCGCAGGCCCUUUUUGCCCGCUGGAUCUGCAUCGUCUCAGUCGCAUCAUGUGUCUGCCAAACCUUCUUCUCGUUUGCUCCGUCGGCAUGACUCGGAUGUCGGCCCGCAGACUCGACCUUUAUCCCGUGCCCUAUCGAGAUCGGCGAUGAGAUCACCAAGCCCCCGCAGACUCCGUCCUGUCGAGAAAGUAGCCGCCGAGCCUUGGCAGCAAUUGAGCAAACCCCGCCGGGUGAAGCAAUUUGGCGAUGGCACUGAACUGGAUGCUUUUGAUGAUCUGCCGACCUCUGCACACGCCGAGUCCAAAUUCGUCAAACAGCCUGUAGCAGCCAAGGACCGCAACAACACUGUCAGGAACAAGAUGUAUGGCAGUGCCAUUCCUGAUCGCAGCGGUCCUGCGCCUGUCGCGGCUUUCUCGCCUGCCAGAGUUGACAACCAGCCUCAUUUCGCUCGAGACACUGCAGCCAGUCGCAAAGCUAGAGAAGUGAGCCUGGCCCAACGUGCACCUCCGACAACAGCUGCGGCUCCUCCAGCAGCCCAGCGGGUGGCUCAGUUAUCAUCAAGGGGCUUGAAUCCUCACGUUCCGCAUGGCUCUAUACGGUCGAAGAAGAGCAGAAAACCUCCCCAACUCAAGCCACAUUUGAUUACCAACAUGAGCUCUGCUAAGGAUACCAAAGUCAUCGACGGCAUGACCUACAACCCAGAGACUUGCAAAUGGGAAGGAAACGAGACUGCUUUGAACGCGUUUGAUGCCCCACUCACUACACCCACGACGGGGACAACGUCACCGAAUAUGACUCGUGACAAGGAGAGCAUGACGACUCCUCGUCCAUAUUUGAUCACCAAUAUGGGUGCUUCAAAUGGUAUCAAACGCGAAGGCAAUAUGGUGUUUGACCCCGUUCACUUUCGCUGGAUCGAGGCACCUGGCAACAAUGAUGACCCUCUUGCGGGAUUCAAUGCUCUCGACGACGAAGAAGAUCCUUUCAAGGAUAUACCUGACCUAGAAGACAAGGAACAUGAUAACAGCGGCGAAGGUGGCCAAGCCCGUGCCAGCGAUGUUGGCAGUGAGUGGCUUGUUGGAGAAGAAUUCGACGUUGGGCCAGAAUUCAUCCGCCGCCAGCGAGAGGAAGAAGACAGGUGGCGCAAAAAGUGUGAGAGAUGGAUCAACACAGACGGACGCGACAAUGAUGCCUGGCGAUGGGCUCUUCGAGAUAUCGUCCAAGGCCCAUGA
This is a messenger RNA of Pestalotiopsis fici W106-1, 3000 nucleotides long. RefSeq lists its product as uncharacterized. Lineage: Eukaryota; Fungi; Ascomycota; Sordariomycetes; Amphisphaeriales; Sporocadaceae. The coding region runs from base 1 to 3000 and encodes 999 amino acids. The record is from RefSeq and is a predicted model, not a curated record. The transcript has 2 exons. Gene Ontology annotation, molecular function: GTPase activator activity. Gene Ontology annotation, cellular component: SIN/MEN two-component GAP complex; mitotic spindle pole body. Gene Ontology annotation, biological process: regulation of Ras protein signal transduction; mitotic spindle orientation checkpoint signaling.